AAAUAAUAGAGAAAAUAUGAAUGGAAAAAGUGUUCUCGUCUGGUCUGAGCCACCCUGUCAGUGACAUAGUCCCCUACUCCCUCUACUCAAAAAUUAAAACCUCUCCCUGCUCUCUCUGUCUGUCUGUCUCUCUCUCCCCUUCCCUUUUACUUUAUCCUGCAAAGUCCACAGCAAGAGGCGUUUGGAGCCACGACAAGUGCGUCAGAACACACACACUGCUACAACACCACCCCCAUCAUCACACACACAAAAAUCCCACUAACCACUACUACACUACCACUACUACUACUCCCCUAAAUAAAUUAAAAUUCAUUUACCUACACAACAAUUUCAAUUAACUCUUUCUUUUGAGAUUUGCGCCACCAAUAUCUUCACCGAAUCACCCCUCCAUCAUCACCCCUCGUUUCUUUUUCUUUUCUCUAACCAAAGGCGGCGAUAUUACCACCAUUCACUUACUGCCCAAAAAACCCAAACCAUUUUUCUCUUAAUAUUUAUAUUCAUUUUUCACUCUGACACCUUCUUCUUCUUCAUUUUUCAUUCUGACGCCAGUUUUCUCUUUCUUCUUCUCCUUCUGCUUCUUUUCUGUGUGCAUGAAUGAACACAAAACAUUCAAUUCGAUUCAAUUUCCAUAUUUCCGAUAACAACACGUUUUUCUUUUCUUCUGUCCAUCAAGUCAUAAUAAUAACUGCUCCUCUCUCUUUCCCCAACUACCUUGUUACUCACCACCACCUUCGACCUUUUGCAAUAUUUUAUUUUGUUUUAUUCAUUUUUUUUUCUUAUAUUCGUGACCACUAGCUAUAGCUGUUGGCGUAUUCGUCAACAUUAUCAUCAAUGCAAAACGUGAAAUACGGUCUUCGUCAAGUGUUGAUGUUGCUGUGAAGAGUAAAGAGCCACAACGUGUUACUUACAUGGUGGUUAUAACGGUUUAGUUUGAAGGAGAAACCCAAAGAGAGAAAGAAAAGAAAAGGAAAAAGAAAAUGAAGUUUAUGAAGUUGGGAUCAAAGCCUGAUGCCCUUAAAGCUGAUGGAAAAUCUGUCAGGUAUGUGUCAUCUGAAUUGGCUACAGAUAUCACAAUCACUGUAGGUGAAGUUAAGUUUUGCCUUCACAAGUUCCCUCUACUGUCCAAGAGCAAUCGAUUACAGAAGUUGGUAUCGAAGGUUGAUGAAGAGAAUUCUGAUGAAAUAUACUUGGAUGACUUCCCUGGAGGACCGAAGGCCUUCGAAGUUUGCGCAAAAUUCUGCUAUGGAAUGACAGUUACUCUAAAUCCUUAUAAUGUAGUGGCUGCUCGUUGUGCUGCGGAGUUCCUUGAGAUGACUGAAGAUAUCGAUAAAGGAAACUUGAUUUUCAAGAUUGAGGUGUUUUUGAACUCUAGUAUCUUUCGUAGCUGGAAAGAUUCGAUAAUUGUUCUCCAAACAACAAAGGCUCUUCUUCCAUGGUCUGAGGAUCUGAAGAUCAUUGGGAGAUGCAUUGAUUCCAUUGCUUCAAAGACUUCAGUGGACCCAGGCAACAUCACUUGGUCUUACACUUAUAACCGGAAAUUAACAGAACCGGAUAAUAUUGUGGAGGAGACAUCCCAAGAGAAAGUUAAGCAUGUUCCAAGGGAUUGGUGGGUUGAAGAUAUAUGUGAAUUGGACAUUGAUCUUUAUAGAAGAGUGAUGAUUACAGUGAAAUCAAAGGGAAGAAUGGAUGGUGUUGUGAUUGGGGAGGCACUAAAAAUCUAUGCCAUAAGAUGGUUACCCGAGUCUGUAGAUGAAUUGGUGUCUGGUGCCCACGCCCAGAGGUACAAAACCUUGGUAGAAACCAUUGUGUGUCUGCUGCCGAGUGAUAAUGGCGUUGGUUGUUCAUGUAGCUUCUUGCUCAAGUUAUUGAAAGUGGCAAUACUAGUUGAAGCUGAUGAGUCAUCGAGAGAAGAGUUGAUGAAGAGCAUCAGCCUGAAAUUACAUGAAGCUUCUGUGAAAGACUUGUUGAUUCCAGCAAGGUCUCCUCAAAGUACUAUGUUUGAUGUUGAUUUAGUACAAGGUCUUUUGAAUCGAUACAUGAGUGAAGAAAAGGACGGCCUUAAUUUGGAAGCCAAUGAGAAGAAAGAUAAAGUAAAUGAUGAAUCUCUUUUGAGGAGUAUGUCCUUGUUGAAUGUUGGCAAGUUGGUUGAUGGUUAUAUCAGAGAAAUUUCGCACGAUCCGAAUCUCAGCCUCGCUAGUUUUAUUGCUUUGUUGCAGUCAAUUCCAAAGUCUGCUAGGCCAAAUCAUGAUGGUUUGUACAGAGCUAUUGAUAUCUACUUGAAGGAGCACCCUGGUCUGACAAAAGCUGAAAAAAAGAACAUAUGUGGACUCAUGGAUGUCAAAAAAUUAACCAUUGAUGCGUCGAUGCACGCCGCUCAAAAUGAUCGUCUUCCUCUCCGAGUUAUAGUGCAGGUUCUCUAUUUUGAGCAGGUCAAAGCUUCUGCCAUCCCUCAAUCCAUUAAUAACGUUCCACACGGCCCUUCAAAUGCUGACUCAAACGGAGACGACGAAUGCAAACAAACUGAGGGUGAGAGCUGUCAAUACCUUGACAACCAAGUAUGUCACUUGAAAGAAGGAGAGUUGUGCAAGAAUGGAAAGUUGAACAAGAAGAAUAGCAAGAACAGCCGGAGUGGCACGCAGUUGUUGCCUUCUCGGUCGAGGAGGAUCUUCGAUAAGUUGUGGAAUGUGGGAAAAGGGCAGGCAGAGAAUAGGAGUUCAGAGACUUCAGGGAGUUCUAAUAGCCCAGCUUCAAUAGUUCCUGGGGACACCAAGUCUUCUGGUUCAUCUUUAAGACAUCGGAGGCAUUCUAUAUCUUAGUUGAGUUUUGAUAUGAUAAAAUUGUUCAAAACAAGUGAAGGAGAUGAUUCAGAAUUGUUAUGGAAGUGUAAAGUGGUGUAGGAUGUAAUGUAAGGUAAUGUAUGUAUUUUGGUAUGCAUGCACAGGAAUUGAAGAAAAUGUGUACAUUUUUUUUGGCGGGUGUCUAAUAUUUGAUAUUUUGAUGGUAAUCACAAUUCGCAAGAUUUUUCAUC
Arachis ipaensis is the source of this 3028-nucleotide messenger RNA. It is a transcript of the gene ENP, whose product is annotated as Phototropic-responsive NPH3 family protein. NCBI's taxonomy places the organism in Eukaryota, Viridiplantae, Streptophyta, Magnoliopsida, Fabales, Fabaceae. The record is from RefSeq and is a predicted model, not a curated record. Gene Ontology annotation, molecular function: protein binding.